AUGGUGCACGAGCUACGCGCGGGCGGCCUGCCUCCGCCGACCGCCGAGGUGCUGGCGCGGCUGUUGCUGCGGUCGCUGGCGGAGCAGGAGUCUCGGUCCAAGGCAAGGCAAUCUUGUCGUCUGUCUCAGCAAGUGACGCUCGAGAGCCAGCACGCGUCGCUUCAGAGGGAGAUGGAGACCUCCGGCAGCGAAGCGGGCUGCGCCGGGCACGAGCGAGACAAGGAGCGGACCGACACGCGCGGUACGCGGCACCUGGAGCGGACCGACACGCGGUACGAGAUCGAGCGGACGCAGGCUGCGAGCCGGCUCGACCUCAACUUGUUCCAGGGGCGUAUGCGAGAGGAGCACGCAAAGACGCACGAGCGCACGACGGAGGCGUUUGCCAGGAUCGACCGCGAGGCCAGCGCGAUCCGCUCCAAGAUCGAGCAGGAGAAGGGAGACCUGCUGCGCUACUCGGUCGGCACAAUGGCGGCCCUCACCGGCCUCGGCCUCACGGCGCUCCGACUGCUCAUGUGAGACAUGAACAGUGCGCAUGUGCAUGUGCAUGUGCAUGUGCAUGUGCAUGUUGUGUGCCGCUGCGUGCGCCCCCGCCGACCGCCCCCUGCCUGCCCCGGCCCUUUCCGCAUUCCGGCGGCCCUGUACCACACUUCAUUCGCUCUCACUUGCUCCACUGCCGUCGUCCAGAGACAGUUCCGUUCCGCUCAGAGGGCUCUCUCUGCCUCUCUCACCUCCACCGUUCCCCUAAAGAUCCCGCUCGUGCAGGGGACCCUAUCCUGGGUUCCAACUUUUUCCGGGGUAUGGUAUGGUACCAUCACGGCCCAAAGGGGUGGGAGGGUAUGGUCCUGACCGCCCAAGACUAGCCAUACCAUA
Molecule: messenger RNA, 870 nt
Organism: Emiliania huxleyi CCMP1516
Lineage: Eukaryota; Haptophyta; Isochrysidales; Noelaerhabdaceae
Exons: 7
Coding region: 1-516 (171 amino acids)
Cellular component (GO): mitochondrion
Source: RefSeq, a predicted model, not a curated record